Physella acuta is the source of this 5729-nucleotide messenger RNA. Its product is annotated as aftiphilin-like. Gene Ontology annotation, cellular component: trans-Golgi network membrane; AP-1 adaptor complex. Gene Ontology annotation, molecular function: clathrin binding. The record is from RefSeq and is a predicted model, not a curated record. NCBI's taxonomy places the organism in Eukaryota, Metazoa, Mollusca, Gastropoda, Physidae. Gene Ontology annotation, biological process: intracellular transport.
GUUGACGCUUGGAACAGGAAAUGGUCACCACUGACAUCAAAACAUGAAUAAUCAGGUGAAUUCACAGAAUGGAACUAAAGCUGAAUGAUAUGGAAUGUGCUCGCACUACCUGCAUUCAUUAAUGUACCAUAGUUGUGAUUCCAUCAGACCAGAAUGUCCAAUGUAAUUCCAAUCGUCUCAUCAUCCCCACCGCCCAUGGGCUGGGACGAUGAAGACGACGAUGAUUUUGGCAACUUCGCCAUGGCGCCCAACUUAGCUCCGCAAGCUGUGUCCAGCUUUGAUGUCAAUUUUUCCAGCUCGGAUCUUAGCCUGCCUGAAGACUUCCAGCCUGGGAACAGUAAAGAUAAACAAAACCAGUUUCACAUAGCUGAUUCCAAUGUCGAGAACAAUAAUCCUCUAUCUUCUGGUGAUCGUUGUCCAAAUACAGUUCAAGAUUUGGGUAACAACAACUUUGAUGCACCAGAAGCGGAGGAUGAUUUUGAAGAAUUCGCACAGUUUGACGACAACCUUGGUAAUGAUUGUAACCACGAGACGACCACACGCCACACCGACAUCCUCAGCCAGCAGCACAACAGCGAACACAAUGAGGCACAGCAGCAGCUACCACAACAGAGGAACCUCAGCCUAGACGAAACAGCCGAGGCUGGGUCUACAUCUUGUACUGUGUUGAAAAACAAUGAAUCAGUGUAUAGUAAUUCAUCCACCGUCGACUCGGGUGUUUUUAGCACGGAUUUAUCACCUUCCACAAAUUUUUAUCCCUCGGAUAUGUGUCGGAAACUAGAGGCUUCGGACUUUGAAACUUCUUUUCCCGAUGACUCACCAGUUGCUAAUGAUAGAACAGUUUAUGAAGUAAAACACGAAGGUGAGCUGUCUAUACCUGAUGCACUCAAACAUGAUGUACAUUCUAUACCAAACGCAUUGAAGCAUGAAGCUGGUCCAUCUUUGCAUGAUGAAGCAAGUAAACCUGAAUGUGAUGCACCGUUUAAUGACAAUAUGGUAGAUGCUGAUGAGGAUGAUUGGAGUAAUUUCAGUGCAGCUGGUCUGGUUGAAACCACAGUGGAUGUUCCAGCUAAUCAUGACUUUCUUGAAACACAAGAACACCCUGAAGUAAGAGAUUCACAUUCCCUGCCAACAGAGGAACAUUCAAAUUCUUUGCCAUCAUCAUUGGAACACCCUGAAUAUUCGCAUUCUUUGCCACCAACAGUGGAACACCCUGCAGAUUCACCUUCCCUGCCAACAGUGGAACACCCUGCAGAUUCACCUUCCCUGCCAACAGUGGAACACCCUGCAGAUUCACCUUCCUUGCCACCAUCAGUUCAUUCCAUUGUGGACCCUGCAGCAACAGAAGAGCAUGUAGCAACCCAGCCUGUGCCUUGUGUUACACCAGAAGAAAGUUUAGUAGUGUCCCCUAACUUAUCUAGUCAAGUAGUUGAUGGUUUGACUUGUCAAAAUCAUGUUAAAGAUUGUGUUAAUGACAAUGGUGAUUCUGGGAAACUUUCUGAUGUAAAAUUGUGCAGUGAGUCCAGUGGUUCUAUAGAGGCUGUAGAACACAGUAAAAAGCCAGAUGUGGAUAGUGGGAUUUUAGAUGGUAGUAAAAACAAUGGCAGUUCUGAGAUUCAGGAAUUUCAAGCCAGUUACCCAGAAGCUGUGGUAAACAGUUUACCUGAGCAAGGUUCCGACAUCAAUUUGGAGGUGUCAGCAGGUGAUGAAAGUUCAUCGACCUUGGGUUAUUCUACUAUAUCAGAAACACCUGUUGCUGAAAUCUCCAAUGAUGGUCACGGGAGUGUCCCUACUGUGGAAUCCGAAUCCCACACUGGUGUUAUUUGUGAUGCGGAGUUCGAAGACGACUUGGAGUUUGGUGAGUUUAAUACUGUGGUGAAUAGCAAGGAUGAUUCAUCUGAUGAGGUCGCUCCAAUCACGUUUCGGGUCAGCGAGUGCGAUGCGGAGGACACCGCCAGCAAUGAUAUUGAUUUUGGUACCGGUCAGCCUGCACGGUUUAACGAUAACUCUGAAGGCGAGGAUGACUUUGCAGCGUUUGAUGAAGCCGGAAAUUCUGAUGAAGAUUUCGGAGAUUUUGGUUCCGUCAGCCCAGCGGUACCCAAUGGGGCGCCUGAGAACCAUGAGAGUGAUGAUUCUUUUGGGGAUUUUGGUAACACAGGUCAGCCAGAUGUAGGGGAGGCUGGGUGGGCUGAUUUUGGCUCAGCCGAGGUUGCGGAGACAAGGAAAGAACCACCAGUGCCUGCUGAUAAAAGUCUUCCAGCGUCCAAUCAGAAAAUUGCAGGUGAUUCAGGGCAGAGUAAAGCUCAAAAACUAGAGAGGGCUGUGUUAAACUGUUUCCCACAAGUAACGCCAGUGGUUCAACAGUCAGAGGAUCUUGAUAAUGAUCUUCCUCCACAAGAGCAUGCUGGGGAUCAGGAUCUGACACCUCUAGACACAGUUGUAGAACUCGGUCUCACAAAUCCACUGGAAGCCAAGCAGCAAACUUGGACUGUUGUACAGCAUCCUGCCAAAAAGGACCCAAAGGUGCGUCUGUGGACACAGCUUAAAGACUUGGACUCAUGCCACGCCCUCAUUUACAACUGGCCCUCCUCCCAUUGCUGUAAAGAGGUGUACGGGACCCUCAAAAUAGACACACAGAACGUUCUGUUCACUCAGAAGAAGCAGGCUGUACCGUUCUACUCUUCAGGAAUGAACUUGCUGGAGCCUAUUCGAGGCAACGGUACCAAACCUCUCAAACACCAGGCUAAUCAGAUCAUAGAACAGCCAAGGCAGGAACAGCUUCAGACUGUUACAUCUGUUCAAGAUAUCCCACCUGUAGACUUUGACUGGAGUAGCAGCGGCUUGACGAAUCCUCUCACAGCGAACACGCUAGACUUAGAUUUUCUUGUCGUUCAGGGAAGUGACUCUAGCGAGAAGACCUCAGAUGAAUGGGACUGGGUGUUUAAAGCAGAUAGUCAGGAAUCAGCGCGGUCCUCACUUCAGCCCCUGGAGGAAAUGAUGAAGAAGAGUACACCCACAGCCAAGCUGGCCACCCAGGAGGUGCUGUCCCCUGAGGCCCUACGCAUCUUGGAGAGGAUGCCCAACCUGAGCUUCAUGCAGUCAAGGGUCCUGAUGUUUCCUGUCAAGCAGUGAGCAGCCUCCGCACUGAUGUAAGGUUUGAUGUGAUUGGUCAGUUGGCAGGUGAUUGAAUCACUGGUCAGUUAAUGGAUGAUUGAAUUACUGGUCAGUUAAUGGAUGAUUGAAUUACUGGUCAGUUAAUGGACGUUUGAAUUCUGCGGCCACCUAAUAUAUUUUGAAAUUCAGUGGAUAAUUAAUCGAAUAUUGAUCUAUAUAGACCUAUAUAUAUAUAUAUAUAUAUAUAUAUAUAUAUAUACAUGUGGUCAGCCAAUGGGUUAUUGAGCCCAGUAAUCAUAUUUAUGUGGUCAUGAUAUAGAUAUAAUUAAACUCAGUGGAUAGUUAAUGGAUUAAUACACUAUAUAGACCUAUAUAAAUAUAUAUGUGGUCAACUAAUCAUGGAUCAUCAAACUGGAUGCUUGACGGAUUAUUGAUGGAUUAUUGAACGAAGCGGUCUGUUAAUGGAAUUUUGAUCCUUGUGGUCAGUAUACAGUUCAAAAUGUCAUUCUCAUGUGAAUUGAGAUGAAUAAUAUAAAGACAUGCUUACACUAGUUUUAACAGAUAUAAAAAAAAUAAUUAUUGAUUCUAAGAGCCACCUGAAAUAAAAAAUCAGGAAGCUACAUUGUAAAUUAGAAUAACCAAUGAGAGUGAUCAGGAGAGCCUAAUGUCUCUUGUGGCAGCCUGAAGACUUUAUAUGCAAUUUGUUAUUGGUAUGGUGUUGAUUUGUUUCAGUAGCUUGUUCUUCUAUUGUGUACUUGUUAAUAUUUGAAUGCAUCAUUGUUGAUGUAUGCUGUUUGUGUACCUAACUCAUCUGCUUUAAAGUCAGUAUGUCUAUUAAAACUGUUAAUUUAUGUAAAGAAAUAUAACUAGUAUUUGAAAAAAAAAAUGUUUCCUUGCUUAAGAUUUGUUUCGUUUUUUUUCCUCCAUAGUCUUUCUUCUAUUUUUCAUUCCAUGUUUUUAACUUAACAUUCUUGGUGAAGGUUCUAUUUUUAAGUUGUUGUGUUCUUCCUGUAUGGUGUUAGUUGAAAAGCUCAAAGCUUAGUUGUGUUGUAGAAUGUGGGAUUUCAUGGUAUUUCAUAUGUAUUUGUUUGAUUUAAUAGUCUCCGUUUUUUAAUUGACUUGUGGGAAUUAAGAGUAUGAAGAUUGGCUCAAACAUUCUCUUAUUGAUGUAUAUAAUUUUAAUUUGUUGAGUUGUAGAUGUAGUUAUUUAUUGUUUUAGCCAGUGCAGAAUGUGGAAUGGCAACGAGCAGAAACCGUAAUUGAAUUAAUUCAGUGUGCCAGUGUGUUCACACAUAUCUAAUAAACACAAGUUUUAGUACAAGAUGACCUAUUUUUAAAAUGAUUAUUAAAACUAAAUUAUUGUUUAAAAACUUACAAAACAUUUUUUUUAUGUCUAGGCUCAAAAAUAUAAAAUUAAUAUUUAUUGUUUAAAAUAGUUCAAUUUAGAAUAUAUUCUUGUGGACACUUGAUUAGAAAUAUUUAAUAUACAACCAGUUUUGUCAACUAGGUUCUAGACUUGAUCUAUUUAUAAUUGUCCAGAUUUAGCUAUAUGCAUAUAUUAAACACUAUUUAAUAUUUUUGUGAUCUACGCUGAAUGUAUUGUGAUAAGGGCAUAUCACAUAUCAGCACUCGUUUAAAUUUGUUGGGUUUAAAAAAAUGUUGUAUAACAAUUAUGUUGGUGUAUUUAAACAUUGUGCAAUAUUAAUAUAUACAGUGGUUAUAUCAUGUGGAGCAUUACUGGUGGUAUAGGAAAUGUUAUGAUUUAUACACAUUUUCUUUGCUGUUAACAAUCAGGAGGAAUGUUUUGUGAUGUUGCCAGAUAAAGAUGUUGAUAAGUUGCCUAAUUUUUUUUUGGAAUUCUGCCAGUAGUGUGUCAUUGUAUAGGUAUUUAAUAAAUAAUUUUCAUUAAAGUGCUUUCAAGUUAAGAGUUAGAUGAUAACCAAAUAGAUGGUUAAAUUAAAUUUGUAACCUGUUGAAUUGUGGUUUUGAUUUUAAAAGUAGGAAUAAAAGUUGACUUUUUUUUUUCUUUCUGAUUUAUUUAAAUUUUUAUAUAGAGGCCUGAAUAUUUUUAAAUAAAAGGACUGAUCUAUAUUAAAAUGGAACCUUUUUUUUCCUAACUUUCAUUUAUUUUGAAAGUUGUUUGGAUAUUCAAGUUUCAGCUCGUAAUUGGAAAACAUGUAAUUGUAAAUUAUAAAUUAAAAACUUCAUUAUUUAAGUGGACAAAAGGAAAAAGUUUCCUAGUCUGUGAAUGCAUUUUUAGAAAGUUUUUGUGUAGUAAAUGUAUGCAUGUAAACUUCAAUAAGUCUAUUGCACACAAUAGUGAAAGAUUUAUGGCUUUAGCUAAUGCUGUUUCGUUAUAGAAAUUCUAAAAUACCUUCACUGUAAAAAGCUUGAGGUAACGUACACAGAAUGUAUACUUCAGUGUUAUACUAUCUUCUAUAUAAGUGUAUCCCAGUUUCAUACUAUCUUGUACUAAAACUAUCUACAUUGAACCUAUAUCUCCACAUUAUUUCAAGGCAAGUCUUGUGUUUGCUCAUGCGGUCAUUGUGCAUUUCCCAUGGUUAAUCAGGUCAUGCUCUAGUUCAUUAAGCUUUAUUUUUCCCUCUGUUCCCAGU